GAGCAGUCAAGUUCUGACAACGUCGCAUCCAUACUCAGACAACUUCCAACACUACAACUGUUACAAUGUCUCUUACUCGCUUCUUCACCGAGCCGUCUUACUCUCUCUCGGACUUCGAUCGUCUGUUCGACGAUGCAUUCGCUCGUCGUACUGACCUAAGCCAAAUUGCCCCGUUCCGCGGGACGACUGCGCUAUCCCCAGUGGUGCCAAAGAUGGACCUCCACGAGGACGCGAAGACCAAUGUCGUGACGGCAACCUUUGAGCUUCCCGGCCUCAAAAAGGAGGACGUCAACAUCGACGUCACCCAGAACACGCUGACCAUCUCUGGAGAGUCAAAGAUCUCCAGCGACCGCGAUGAGAACGGUUAUUCGAUUCGUGAGCGCCGCUAUGGCAGGUUCUCUCGUUCGCUUUCUCUGCCGCAAGGCGUGAAGGAUAAGGACAUCAAAGCGAACAUGGAGAGUGGUGUUCUGACCGUGAAGUUCCCGAGAUCUACCCCGGAGCAGGCUGCGAAAAAAAUUCCCAUUGCUUGAAGCGGUCGCGCGAUUGCUUAAGCAGAGGACGGACGGUGUACCGUUGUAGCUGGUGUACUUAUAGCAUGUAUAACGUGUACAAAUUGCAAUCUGUGCUUUCGAUGCUGUG
Laetiporus sulphureus 93-53 is the source of this 639-nucleotide messenger RNA. Its product is annotated as HSP20-like chaperone. The transcript is spliced from 3 exons. The record is from RefSeq and is a predicted model, not a curated record. The coding region runs from base 66 to 530 and encodes 154 amino acids. Gene Ontology annotation, biological process: response to heat; protein folding; response to hydrogen peroxide. NCBI's taxonomy places the organism in Eukaryota, Fungi, Basidiomycota, Agaricomycetes, Polyporales, Laetiporaceae.